Glycine soja is the source of this 1422-nucleotide messenger RNA. Its product is annotated as protein MAIN-LIKE 1-like. The record is from RefSeq and is a predicted model, not a curated record. The coding region runs from base 1 to 1422 and encodes 473 amino acids. The transcript is spliced from 8 exons. Lineage: Eukaryota; Viridiplantae; Streptophyta; Magnoliopsida; Fabales; Fabaceae. Gene Ontology annotation, biological process: meristem maintenance; meristem development.
AUGGGUAGGGUUGUUACCAGGGGUCUGGGGAGAAGAGGGGAUAGUGAUGAUUCUGACGGUGCUCCCCAGCGUCGAAGGCCGACGGCAUCGGCACGCAGGCGACGGGUACCUGUCAUUGUUGAUGAUCAUGUGCCUACGAUACCUGCGGACUCGGCUGCGGUACCAGAGGAUACCGAUGAGCCUGAGGGAUUUCCGGGUGGACCCAAGGACCCAACAGUGCUUACGGAGUAUGCUGACCAUGUUGCAGCCAACGUAUGGUUUGGACAGGAACGUCCUGAUUUGAAGUUAUCCUCCCAUGAAAGGAAGGUGCAUAACUUGGGCAGGCUUGUUCCUACAAUUGAGGACAUGGUUGCUGGGACAAGAUUAAGUCCUUUGAUCGCGUGCUCGAUAGACACCGACGAUCGGGGACUUAUAUCCUCCUUUGUCGAGAGGUGGCACUGGGAGACUUCUAGUUUCCAUCUUCCUGUGGGGGAUGCUUCGAUCACGCUGGACGAUGUCGCGUCUCUUCUCCAUCUGCCGAUCGUUGGCGAAUUCCAUGACUUCCAGCCUCUGCGCACCGACGAGGCGGUGCUAUUGUUGGUUGAGUUACUGAUGGUCUCAGCAGAGGUGGCCAUGGCCAAGACAGGCCAAUGUGGUGGACCAUACAUACGCCUGCAGUGGCUGCGAGACGUAUACCAGUGUAGAUGUCAGACACAGCACUGGAUAGUUGCCGCUCGCACUUAUGUUCUGCAUCUUUUGGGUUGCACUCUUUUUGCAAAUAAGAGUGUAACCCAUGUUCAUGUCGUACACUUAGAGGUCCUGCGUGACCUCAAUCUUGCUGGGUGGUAUGCAUGGGGAGCUGUUGGCCUCAUCCAUAUGUACGAUCAGCUUAAUGAUGUCAAUCUCAGCACUAGCCGACAACUUGCUGGUUACAUCACCUUGUUACAAUGUUGGAUAUACGAGCACUUUUCGUCAGUUGCGGAGUGCAAUGCUAAUUCGAACUACGACAAGGUGUCACCACGUGCGUGUCGAUGGAUUGCGAUAAAGAAGACUGUGAAGAAGCUCCGCUGGGGGCCUGUUGUUGUCAGAUACAGACCGGAAAGGGUUAUGCGCCAAUUCGGCUACGUCCAAUGCAUUCCUGCACACCCUGUCCAUUCAUGGGUGUCAUAUGAUGAUGUGGAUGAUACGUGGACGCACUACUCAGACCAUCUGGUGGCAGUAGGUGAUCUAUGUGUUGUGCCAGAUCCUGAUGCGGACAAGCCCAGACAUGCAGUGGAGGUUUGCCAUGCAAUCACAGAGGCUUUGGAGCAACAUCUAAAUGCGCCCGACACAUCGACACAUGAAGAGGUCAUCCAAAAAUGCCUCAGGAUUGCCAGGGGUGUCACAGAAGACCGCAAUGUGUAUGUGAGGUCUCGACGUAGACGGCGCAUGGAUCAACAAUAG